GGGCAUCCCUGGCUCAGCCAAUGGGAGGGGGCGAGGGCGGGCUCCGGGGAAGGAGGACGAGGAGGGGGAAGAUGGCGGCGCCUCGCCUGGCCUGAGGCCUGGUCUGUGUCUGUGAGGCGGGAAGGAAGGCGGAUGGAAGGGAACGGAGAGGCCGAGAGAGAGAGAGAGAGAGAGAGAGGACGUGAGAGUUCUCUGGAGCCACCCCUGCCGUGAUGGGAAACGAACCAGCUUCUAGUCGAUAUUAAGGCAUUUGGAAACCAAAGUGCAGGCAGGAAACCAGUCCUCAAGGAAAAAGGAUUCCUCUCAAGGGGCUGAUCCUGCAGAAUUCCUACAUUCACUUUGGAUUCUAGAGUAGAACCAUAGAGUCGGAAGAGACUUCAUGAGGCACCCAGUCCAGGCCUCUGCCGUGCAGGAAAAGUGCAAAGUACCCCUGACAGAUGAGCAUCUGGCCUCUGUUUAAAGGAUUCCAAAGGAGCGUCCACUGCAUUUUGAGGCAGAGAGUUCCACUGCUGAACAACUCUUACAGUCAGGAAGUUCUUAAUGUUCAGAUGGAACCUACUUUCCUGUAAUUUGAACCCACUGCUGUGAGUAAUCAGAAAGGGAAAAACAAGAAUCAAGUGUCCUUAUUGGAAUUAAAUGUACAUAGCACUGUUGACAUGGAGGAGAAAGCAUAUAAAUGUAUUGAAUGUGGAAAGAGCUUUAGUUAUAGUUCAGCUCUACAAACACAUCAAAGGACUCACACUGGCGAGAAACCUUAUACAUGCCUGGAGUGUGGUCAGAGCUUUCCUCAGAAGGGACACUUACAUACACAUCAAAGGACUCACACUGGGGAGAAACCCUAUAAAUGCCUGGAGUGUGGACAGAGCUUUGCCCAUAGUUCAGGACUACAUUCACAUCAAAGGACUCACACUGGGGAGAAACCCUAUAACUGCCUGGAGUGUGAACAGAGCUUCACUCGGAGUUCAGGUCUACGUAUACAUCAAUGGACUCACACUGGGGAGAAACCCUAUAAAUGCUUUGAGUGUGGACAGAGCUUCAGUCAGAGUUCAACUCUACGUUCACAUCAAAGGACUCACACUGGGGAGAAACCCUAUAAAUGCCUGGAGUGUGGACAGAGCUUUCCUUACAGUUCAGGACUUCGAUCACAUCAAAGGACCCACACUGGGGAGAAGCCCUAUAAAUGCCUGGAGUGUGGACAGAGCUUUGCCCAUAGUUCAGGACUACGUUCACAUCAAAGGACUCACACUGGGGAGAAACCCUAUAACUGCCUGGAGUGUGAACAGAGCUUCACUCGGAGUUCAGGUCUACGUAUACAUCAAUGGACUCACACUGGGGAGAAACCCUAUAAAUGCCUAGAGUGUGAACAGAGCUUCACUUGUAGUUCAAGUCUACAUAUACAUCAAUGGACUCACACUGGGGAGAAACCCUUUAAAUGCCUGGAGUGUGAACAGAGCUUCACUCGGAGUUCAGAUCUACGUUCACAUCAAAGGACUCACACUGGGGAGAAACCCUUUAAAUGCCUGGAGUGUGAACAGAGCUUCACUCGGAGUUCAGAUCUACAUUCACAUCAAAGGACUCACACUGGGGAGAAACCCUAUAACUGCCUGGAGUGUGGACAGAGCUUCACUCAGAAGGGAAACUUGCAUAAACAUCAAAGGAUUCACACUGGGGAGAAACCCUAUAACUGCCUGGAGUGUGGACAGAGCUUCACUGAGAAGGGAAACUUGCAUAAACAUCAAAGGAUUCACACUGGGGAGAAACCCUAUAACUGCCUGGAGUGUGGACAGAGCUUUGCUCAUAGUUCAGGUCUACGUUCACAUCAAAGGACUCACACUGGAGAGAAACUCUAUAACUGCCUGGAGUGUGGACAGAGCUUCACUCAGAAGGGAAACUUGCAUAAACAUCAAAGGAUUCACACUGGGGAGAAACCCUAUAACUGCCUGGAGUGUGGACAGAGCUUCACUCGGAGUUCAGAUCUACAUUCACAUCAAAGGACUCACACUGGGGAGAAACCCUAUAACUGCCUGGAGUGUGGACAGAGCUUCACUGAGAAGGGAAACUUGCAUAAACAUCAAAGGAUUCACACUGGGGAGAAACCCUAUAACUGCCUGGAGUGUGAACAGAGCUUCACUCGGAGUUCAGAUCUACAUUCACAUCAAAGGACUCACACUGGGGAGAAACCCUAUAACUGCCUGGAGUGUGGACAGAGCUUCACUCAGAAGGGAAACUUGCAUAAACAUCAAAGGAUUCACACUGGGGAGAAACCCUAUAACUGCCUGGAGUGUGGACAGAGCUUCACUGAGAAGGGAAACUUGCAUAAACAUCAAAGGAUUCACACUGGGGAGAAACCCUAUAACUGCCUGGAGUGUGGACAGAGCUUUACUCGAAGUUCAGGACUACGUUCCCAUCAAAGGACUCACGCUGGGCAGAAACCAUAGAAAUGCAUGGAGUGUGGACAGAGCUUUUCAUGGAAUAGACAUCAAUUUGAGUUUAGCAUAUUCUAAUAAUUGUAUAUUUAUUUCCUUUCUUAGUUUAAUAAAAUUAUUAGUAUCUAAA
This is a messenger RNA of Anolis carolinensis (green anole), 2556 nucleotides long. RefSeq names its product zinc finger protein 850-like. The record is from RefSeq and is a predicted model, not a curated record. The transcript is spliced from 2 exons. Bases 657 to 2438 code for a protein of 593 amino acids. Gene Ontology annotation, molecular function: DNA-binding transcription factor activity, RNA polymerase II-specific; RNA polymerase II transcription regulatory region sequence-specific DNA binding. Gene Ontology annotation, cellular component: nucleus. NCBI's taxonomy places the organism in Eukaryota, Metazoa, Chordata, Lepidosauria, Squamata, Anolidae. Gene Ontology annotation, biological process: embryo development; regulation of transcription by RNA polymerase II; urogenital system development.